CGGAGGUAGCGUUUAUUCCCGGCGCAAUUGCGACACGCGCCAUGCUGUUUUGUUUGCCAUUGUUGCCGGUAUGCAGUGGUGGCUUGCAGAUUUGUGUAAAUUAGAGCUUUUGUUAGAUUGACUUAUAAAAUACCAUAGAAGGGCAUUGGUUGUUGCACACUUUUGGAAUUGUGUCGGUGAGACGCAGUGACGUAUGUCCGGCUCAUCAUAGGGUCUGAUAUCCGUACUGGGGCUAUUUCAGUAGACAGGCGCUGAAUUGUGGCAUCCACUAACUCCAGAUAUCAUGUCACCAUCCUACAUACUGAUCAAAGGAGCAAUCAUCAUACCACAAUCGGCCCUAACUUCUCGCCCCCCAGACACCACCAACAUCACAACAAUCAACGCCCAAAACCACAUCAUAACCCCCGGUUUCACAAACUCCCACCACCACCACCACCUCUGGCAACACCCCCUCCGCGCCCUAGCAACCGACUUCUCCCUCUACGACUACUGCGUGCACCUCCGCAGCACCUACGGCAGCCUGUACACCCCCGACGACGUCUACUUUUCCAAUUACGCCGCUGCCUUGAGCUUGAUAAAUAAUGGCGUCACGAGCGUGCUUGACCAUUGCCAUGUUAUCAAUUCGCCGGCGCAUGCUGAUAACGCGGUUAGGGGGUUGAAAGAUGCGGGGAUUCGGGGGGGGGGGCGUUUUGUUAUGGGUUUUGGUGGCGGUGCUGGGGGUGGGUUUGAUCAGAGGGCUAGAGAGGAGGAUGCUGUUCGUGUGCGGGAUGAGUAUUUUCGGGAUAAUGAUCCGAGAAGCGCUCUUCUUACGUUUGGCAUCGCACCAAAUGAACCAGAUGCCCAGCCAAUCGAUAAGACAAUCCGUGAACUUCAAAAAUCAAGAGCGAUAGGAGCCCGACUAAUAACCCUCCACAUCGCCCUAGGCCACUAUGACAUAUUCCACCAACGCACAGUCCAACAACUCGCCGAUGCGAACCUCCUCGCACCAGAUCUGUUGGGCGCGAUACAAGCAUCCGGAGCUGGAAUUGUGAGCACACCUGAUACGGAGAUGCAGAUGGGGAUGGGGAAUCCGGGACCUGUUGUUUGGAGGGCUGGGGAUGGGGGGUGUAGGGUUGGGCUGGGGUUGGAUAUCGCGUCGAAUCAGGGGUGUGAUGUUUUGGCGCAGAUGAGGCUUGUGUUGCAGAUGCAGAGGGCGCUGGAAAAUGCGAAACCGAAUCCAAAUUCAAACGAGGAGAAAGAGUCCGGCCCUCCUAUAAAACUUACCCGCAAAACCAUGGAUAUCCUACGAAUAGCCACGCUUGGCGGAGCACAAGUCCUACAACUAGACCAGUUAACCGGUUCUAUUACCCCCGGGAAAAAAGCCGAUCUUGUGAUAUUCCGGUGCGAUGAUAUUGAUACCACGCUUAUUGUGGAUCCCGUGGGAACAGUGGUGUUCCAUGCGUCUGUGAAACAGAUCGAUACGGUGUUGAUUGAUGGGAGGCUUGUUGGUGUGGAUUGGCUGGGUUUACGUGGUGAGUUGGAGGGUAGGUCUGAGAGGCUUAGGAGGGAGGCGGGGGGGUGUGGAUAUUAAAAGGGUAGAGGAGUUUUGGAGGGAUUUGUUUAGAGGGGGAUAGAAGCAGGAUAGAAAUAGAAUCUUCCACUUAUAAACGGUAAUAAUUGAAUUUAAC
Messenger RNA from Aspergillus glaucus CBS 516.65, 1667 nucleotides. RefSeq lists its product as uncharacterized. Gene Ontology annotation, molecular function: deaminase activity. Lineage: Eukaryota; Fungi; Ascomycota; Eurotiomycetes; Eurotiales; Aspergillaceae. The coding region runs from base 284 to 1570 and encodes 428 amino acids. The record is from RefSeq and is a predicted model, not a curated record. Gene Ontology annotation, cellular component: cytosol. The transcript has 4 exons.